Molecule: messenger RNA, 757 nt
Organism: Andrographis paniculata
Lineage: Eukaryota; Viridiplantae; Streptophyta; Magnoliopsida; Lamiales; Acanthaceae
Product: V-type proton ATPase subunit F
Exons: 5
Coding region: 160-552 (130 amino acids)
Biological process (GO): proton transmembrane transport
Cellular component (GO): membrane; proton-transporting V-type ATPase, V1 domain
Molecular function (GO): proton-transporting ATPase activity, rotational mechanism
Source: RefSeq, a predicted model, not a curated record
GAAAAAUGAUUGGAACCGUAAACCGGAUGGACAAUGGUUUUAUCCUAUUUUUCGUUAUUUUGUUCAUUAUUGUGUGUUCUCAGAGCGUUCUACCUCUUCCGAUCCGAGCUCAAUUCCAGUCUUCGACAGAUUUAGUAUUUGUUCGAGUUUACUUUAGCAAUGGCAAACAAGCCUCAGAUCCGCACAAGUAGCUCCGCGCUCAUAGCUAUGAUCGCCGACGAGGACACGGUCACCGGGUUUCUGCUUGCUGGAGUCGGGAAUGUCGAUUUGAGGAGGAAAACAAAUUACCUCAUUGUGGACUCAAAAACAACUGUGAAACAGAUCGAGGAUACAUUCAAAGAAUUCACUACAAGAGAAGACAUUGCAAUUGUGAUGAUCAGCCAAUAUGUUGCGAAUAUGAUAAGAUUUCUAGUAGACAGCUACAACAAACCCGUCCCCGCAAUCUUGGAGAUCCCUUCCAAGGAUCAUCCAUAUGAUCCUGCGCAUGACUCUGUUCUUUCUCGAGUCAAAUACCUCUUCUCUGCAGAAUCAGUUGCCUCGGGAAGAUACUAAAGUAUUGCUUAUAAUAUUUAAUCAGAUUGCAUUGCUUGUUAUGUGUAUUUUUAACUUGUUCUUGUAGAACUCCUCGAAAGUGGAGACUUUUGAGCCAUGUGUUUUAUGGACAAUUCAAGAAUGCGGAAUAAUGCCGUGCAUACUACAACGGCAAUAUAAACAAUCACCGGCUUCUCUUACGGUAAAAAAAAAGAAGUUAAAUUCA